GGCUGCCAGCACACUUCCAGCCCAGCCGGCCACAUCUGGCGUCUGCCCGCCCUUGUUUCCGCUGCAUCCAGACUUCCCCCGGCGUGGCUAGAGGCUGUGUGUGCAUCCAAGGCUUUAAAUAUACAAAGGGAUUGCCAGGACCAGCAAGCACCCUCAGUAGCGGGGCGGGGCGGGACGGGUUGGGACGCGGAACCCCGUUAUGAGCCCCUGCGCCCUGCGAAGCCGAGGCAAUUGAGCAAGGGGAUCUCAGAACGCCGUGCGGAGCAGGCGCCAGUCGGGCGGACCCCAGCACACAGCCAGCGACUUCAGGGUGACACGCAGAGCCCGGGAGCGCAACGAUGGAGGCACAAGUGGCCUGGGGAGCGCUUGCCGGCCCUCUGCGGGUUCUCUGCGUCCUGGGCUGCCUGCUGAGCCGCGCCACCGCCGCGCCAUCGCCCAUCAUCAAGUUCCCCGGCGAUGUGGCCCCCAAAACAGACAAAGAGUUGGCAGUGCAAUACCUGAAUACUUUCUAUGGCUGCCCCAAGGACAGUUGCAACCUCUUUGUGCUGAAGGACACCCUCAAGAAGAUGCAGAAGUUCUUUGGGCUGCCCCAGACAGGUGACCUUGACCAGAACACCAUCGAGACCAUGCGGAAGCCACGCUGUGGCAACCCGGAUGUGGCCAACUACAACUUCUUUCCCAGAAAGCCCAAGUGGGACAAGAACCAGAUCACAUACAGGAUCCUUGGUUACACACCUGACCUGGACCCUGAGACAGUGGAUGAUGCCUUUGCUCGGGCCUUACAAGUAUGGAGUGAUGUGACUCCACUACGCUUUUCUCGAAUCCAUGAUGGGGAAGCUGACAUCAUGAUCAACUUUGGCCGCUGGGAGCACGGAGAUGGAUACCCAUUUGAUGGCAAGGAUGGACUCCUGGCACAUGCCUUCGCCCCGGGCACUGGUGUUGGGGGAGACUCCCACUUUGAUGAUGAUGAGCUGUGGACCCUGGGGGAAGGGCAAGUGGUCCGGGUAAAGUAUGGGAAUGCUGACGGCGAGUACUGCAAGUUCCCCUUCCUGUUUAAUGGCCGGGAAUACAACAGCUGCACAGACACUGGCCGCACCGAUGGCUUCCUCUGGUGCUCCACCACCUACGACUUCGAGAAGGAUGGCAAGUACGGCUUCUGUCCCCAUGAAGCCUUGUUCACCAUGGGUGGCAAUGCAGAUGGACAGCCCUGCAAGUUCCCAUUCCGCUUCCAAGGCACUUCCUACAACAGCUGUACCACCGAGGGCCGCACAGACGGCUACCGCUGGUGUGGUACCACUGAGGACUAUGACCGAGAUAAGAAGUAUGGAUUCUGCCCAGAGACCGCUAUGUCCACUGUGGGUGGAAAUUCAGAAGGUGCCCCGUGUGUCUUCCCCUUCACCUUCCUGGGCAACAAAUAUGAGAGCUGCACCAGCGCCGGUCGCAGUGACGGGAAGAUAUGGUGUGCGACCACCGCUAACUAUGAUGAUGACCGGAAGUGGGGCUUCUGUCCUGACCAAGGAUAUAGCCUAUUCCUUGUGGCAGCCCAUGAGUUUGGCCAUGCGAUGGCUGAGCAUUCACAGGACCCUGGUGCUCUGAUGGCUCCUAUCUACACCUACACCAAGAACUUCCGCUUAUCCCAUGAUGACAUCAAGGGGAUCCAGGAGCUCUACGGGCCCUCCCCUGAUGCUGAUACUGACACUGGUACUGGCCCCACUCCUACCCUGGGACCUGUCACUCCCGAGAUCUGCAAACAGGACAUCAUUUUUGAUGGCAUUGCCCAGAUUCGUGGUGAGAUCUUCUUCUUCAAGGACCGGUUUAUUUGGCGGACAGUGACACCACGUGACAAGCCCACAGGACCCUUGCUGGUGGCCACAUUCUGGCCUGAGCUCCCAGAGAAGAUCGAUGCUGUAUAUGAGGCCCCGCAGGAAGAGAAAGCUGUGUUCUUCGCAGGGAAUGAGUACUGGGUCUAUUCUGCCAGCACCCUGGAGCGAGGGUACCCCAAGCCACUCACCAGCCUGGGGUUGCCCCCUGAUGUCCAGCGAGUAGAUGCUGCCUUUAACUGGAGUAAGAACAAGAAGACGUAUAUCUUCGCUGGAGACAAGUUCUGGAGAUACAAUGAGGUGAAGAAGAAAAUGGAUCCUGGCUUCCCUAAGCUCAUCGCAGAUUCCUGGAAUGCCAUCCCUGAUAACCUGGAUGCGGUUGUGGACCUGCAGGGCGGUGGUCACAGCUACUUCUUCAAAGGUGCAUAUUACCUGAAGCUGGAGAACCAAAGUCUGAAGAGUGUGAAAUUCGGAAGCAUCAAAUCGGACUGGCUGGGCUGCUGAGCGGGCCCUGUUCCCACAGGCCCUGCGGUCAUCAGUGCACACAGGCUCAGAAUACUGGGGAAGGAUGUGGAGGGGUCUGGCUGCCCUGCCUUCAGCUCUGUCGUUACGCAGCCUUCUCCCUCACCUGGUGAUUGAAGAUCAAUGAAAGCGGCCUCUUUCUGUGCCCAAAGAACGGUGCUGAUUGUACCCCUCCCAGGUGCUCCUCCCCGCUCCUCCCGCCCUAGGGGACACUUGGAUAUUCUCAAUGCAGUCUUCCUUUGGGCUGCCCUGGUGCUCCACACUUGAGGUUCUCCUCAUCUAUGAUCUGCUGUGGCUCACAGCACCUUCAGUGUCAACAGAAACUAUCUUAGGAGGGCACUGGUGGCCCAACAGCCUGGCACAGGGCGGUGGGAUACAGGUGUGUCCAGGCGGAAGCUGGAGACACCUGCUUUCUCACUUGCAGCCAUCCUGUGCCUGCACUACAUUAGCAGUUCAGUUUGUACGUACUUCAUUCAUUUCUUUCAACCUUUCCAGUUUUUCACUAUGCCGUAUUUCCUGACAGAAGGACUCAGGUUGUCUGACAUCACUGCAUGGUGCAUCUUGGCCCACAUAGCAACGGCUUCCUUGUGUGGUCUAGAACAUCCUCAGUCACUUCCUCCACUGGAUGGAGGAGAGCCAAGCCAGUGGCUUCCUGCACAGCCUUCUCGCUUCUUCCUUUAACAGUUCCCCAUGGGAAAUGGCAAGCAAUUAUAAAUAAAGACACCAAUUGAGUGGCAGAAUUGAA
This is a messenger RNA of Peromyscus leucopus (white-footed mouse), 3087 nucleotides long. It is a transcript of the gene Mmp2, whose product is annotated as matrix metallopeptidase 2. Gene Ontology annotation, cellular component: extracellular matrix. The record is from RefSeq and is a predicted model, not a curated record. NCBI's taxonomy places the organism in Eukaryota, Metazoa, Chordata, Mammalia, Rodentia, Cricetidae. Gene Ontology annotation, biological process: collagen catabolic process; proteolysis; extracellular matrix organization. Gene Ontology annotation, molecular function: zinc ion binding; metalloendopeptidase activity.